This is a messenger RNA of Oncorhynchus kisutch (coho salmon), 3130 nucleotides long. It is a transcript of the gene il13ra1, whose product is annotated as interleukin 13 receptor, alpha 1. Gene Ontology annotation, biological process: cytokine-mediated signaling pathway. Gene Ontology annotation, cellular component: external side of plasma membrane. The transcript has 10 exons. The record is from RefSeq and is a predicted model, not a curated record. Gene Ontology annotation, molecular function: protein binding; cytokine receptor activity. Bases 14 to 1441 code for a protein of 475 amino acids. NCBI's taxonomy places the organism in Eukaryota, Metazoa, Chordata, Actinopteri, Salmoniformes, Salmonidae.
AUUUGCCAAUCCGAUGCGCGACAGAAGCCCUCGCUGUCACACGAAAUGGAAUCAUAGACGGUAUGAAUGUAUUGAUAACUCGCUCGCGGGUGUAAAUCCGGUGUUUGCUUUUGUUUAUUUUGAUCUGGACGAGAGGCACUUCUAUUUGUUCGCUCUGUUUGGGAGACAACUGCUCGACAAUUCUUGUCUUACCUUUGGAAUUCCGGGCGAUAUUGAGGAGGCGCAGUCCGCCAGAAAUUACGCACCGGACAACAUGAUUUUGAAACAUUUAGAUUUUCUCUUGGUUCUACGAUACUUUAUUCAUUUGGUCGCACUAGAGGUUGCAGCUGAGAAAGCUCUCCCUGAGCCGCUCAACCUGUCAUUGACGUGGGAGUCUGAAUUCCGUAUAAAGCUGUCGUGGAACGCACCAAAUAAUUUAUACGCGCCAUGCAAGGUGAACUACAUGAUCACUACAACGAUCGGAGAGGAGAAGCCCAUAUUAAUGUCAACUUUCAGCUUGUAUAAAGAGUACAAUGUCACUAAGAAUGAUGCAGUGAAUUACACAGUGCAAACAAACCCCAAACACUGUACAGGCAGAACCAUAAGCAAACCUGUCAGCAUCUCUAAACCUAAACCCACAGAGUUGGUGAAGAACUUCCAGUGUUCCCUCUACUCCUCUAAGGCCAUGAACUGCAGCUGGCUCCCAGCCAAUCAGGCCUCAGACCUCCAGCUCUACUAUGGGUACCUUGGUCCCUCCCACAUAGCAGCAUGCAGUGAGUACCAGUACAGAGAUGGUCAGAGGACAGGAUGUCACCUGAGAGGAUCCUUCCUUCAAUAUGACGUCUACUUCAAGGUCAAUGGGACUCUCGAUGGCUUAUCUGUACAGAAUAACUUCCUGGUGCUUCCUAAAAAUCAUGUCAAGGCCCCGGCCCCUAAGGUGAAGAUAACAGAGACAGGAAGGAAUCUCAUCCUGAGCUGGGACCCUCCGGACAUAGGCGCUGUCCACUGCUGGAAGUACAUCUUUAACUACAGCAAGUGUCAACUGCUCGUGGAUAGUAAAGCAAUACAAUUUAAACAUGUGAUGGUUUCAUAUGACGAGACAUGCCAGUACAGAGUCAAGCUUAAAGCAGUCUAUACGGAAUGGUGUGGGGAGGGAGGCAGCGACUGGAGCGAAGAGGAAAUCUAUGGUGUGGAUGAUUGGUCGAUGACUGUGUUUGCUGUCGUCAUUCCAGCUGUAGUCUUCUUAUUCCUCAUCCUUUUAAUUUGUUGUUUUAUGAAGCACAGAGAGAAGGUUUUCCCCACGAUUCCACAUCCCUCACUGGUUUUCAAGGACAUGCUGAACAGCAAUAAGGGACUGAAGAGCUCCAUAGGCAAUCUCUAUGUCCCGGAUGAGGAGGAGGUGGAAUGUAAGAUCAGCCUAGAGAAAGACUAUACUCUUCCCAUGAUGCAGCCUGAUCACUGAGAGACUACACACUGACCCAGUAGUGAUUAUGACUGUACAGACAGAUACAGCAACAACCUGACCCGGUAUGACCUGGGAGCCAAGUGACUUCAGUGUCAUUGACCGGCCCUCAAAGUAAGCUAUCUUAAGGUGGACCCUAACUGUACUGCUGAAGAGUGUCAGGAGUUGGAGCUCCACAGUCGAUGGACGACCUUAACGAGUUGGAUACAGACUGAGAGUAUGUGGACUAUGGACUAUGGAAAUGCCUUUUCUUUUGUUUGUCCUGGAACUGUCAGGACUUAUCGACUCACUGACUCCUGUAUUGUUCCGGAUUGUGUGUGUGUGUGUGUGUGUGUGUGUGUGUGUGUGUGUGUGUGUGUGUGUGUGUGUGUGUGUGUGUGUGUGUGUGUGUGUGUGUGUGUGUGUGCGCCUGCGUGUGUAGACAGAUACUAAGAACUGUUCUCAUGUACCCCUUGCAACCCAAGGCUCGGGGUCUUAGGUCAAAUGUCAGAGGUUAUCAGAAAGCCAGUGCAGGAAACGAGGAGGGGCUGGACUCCUAAACCUCACUCCCUGACCAAAUAGGACAUUGGUGGCAGUGCCCGAAGAGAUGCGCAGGCAGCACCACAGUCUUUAUCUGACUGAUCAACCCGGUUGAUCAUGUAAUUAUUUAGGGGACAAAGAGGUACUUGAAGCUGUGAACCUCUGUGAAAUGAGUGCACUACCUGUGCCAUAAAAGGCCAGAGCUCUAGGCAGGGACUUUAGGGCAUUGACAUACAGGUAGUUGUGUCCCAAAUGGCUCCCUAUUCACUACAUGUAUAGUGUGUUACUUUUGUCCAGGGCCCAUAGGGCUCUGGUCAAAAGUAGUGCACUAUGUAGGGAACAGAGUGCCAUUUGGGAUGCAGAUGCCUAUCAAGGGCUAUAUGCUGCUAAUGUGAGCUAGAUUGUUGUGACUCUAUUGUUAUCAACCUGCAUUGCUAUGUGUAAAUAGGUUGUGCAGGUGUAUCUAUAGUAUGUACAAAUGUUGGUGAAAUAUAUACAGUGCCUUGCGAAAGUAUUCGGCCCCCUUGAACCUUGCGACCUUUUGCCACACGCCCAAUUUUUCAGUUUUUGAUUUGUUAAAAAAGUUUGAAAUAUCCAAUAAAUGUCGUUCCACUUCAUGAUUGUGUCCCACUUGUUGUUGAUUCUUCACAAAAAAAUACAGUUUUAUAUCUUUAUGUUUGAAGCCUGAAAUGUGGCAAAAGGUCGCAAAGUUCAAGGGGGCCGAAUACUUUCGCAAGGCACUGUAUUUAGAGUUUUGUGAGUUAAGGAAAUGUUUUGUGCAACACCUAUUUUUAUUUAUAUAUUUUUUUAAAUUUCACAUUCUGUCUUAUGGAACCUUAUUCUUCUGCAUUAAUGAUUCAUUGAUAUCACCACACACACUCACUCAUUGAGUAUCAUUCACAUCACACCUCCAUACAUGCAGAGACUCUUCCUUGGUAAGAUCGCCAAGUCCUUUUUAACAACCUGGAAGGAGAAACGUACUUUGUAGAGGACCUGCUGAACAGCUUAAACCUGUUAUCUGGUCUGUUCCGAACUAGAGAUAAGUGUAACAAUGUUCCCAGACGAACCAAUGCGCAUGUCAAGCAAGGCCUCGUGUACCUGCUAAUCUAUGAUGAGAAUCAAUCCAGAGUGUAGGUGUUGAGAGAAUAAAUCCAUCAACAAAUAACUGAG